AUGUAUCAUCAGAACCCACCACCUGAGGCAGUCCCUGCUGCGUUGCCAUCAUCUACUGCAAUAAAAAAUCGCAGAUGGUUUUCCGCAGUUCCAUUAAUUGCCUUAUGCUGUCUUGGGAUAUCAGGUUUCCUGUUAGUAGCAACUAUUGUUUUAGCCUUGAUACCUGUGUAUCUACCAAAACGUGCUGGUGGAGUAGUGGUAUCUGAAGCUAAUCAAACAUCAUCGGAAUUUUAUCUGGUAUAUAUGGUAAUUAAUGACGGAACAAAACGAGAAAUACGUGAAAAACGUGGGUAUUUUGAUGAUCCAAAAACUAGUUCUACACAACAAGAAAAAGAGCAGACAGCCGCACAAGUGAGUUACCGGAGUAGAGAUUGAUUGUUAGAAGUUGAGUUAAAAGACAUUGCACGAGUUCAUCGAGCAGCUUGCUACAGAAGGCAAAACAUGAAAAAAUGUAACAUCACUUUUUCAUUCGACUCUCCAUCCAAUUUUAGGGAUACGAAAAAGUCUUUAAAAAGUCAUAUCCAAACGAGUAAUAAAAGUUUUGCGAGAAGUGCUCAAAAAACCGACGGUAAAUCAAUUUUUCAGUAUUUUGAGACUUUUUCUUUUCUGUUUUCCACUCUAAGAUGUUGUAAUGUAUGAGUCGAUAGAGCAAAAAUGUUCUUCAAAAUUAGUUCAUUUUCAGUUCUCUCAACCAUACUUUGCUGUAGAAUGGGAUACUUUUGAAUUUUGAGUCUUUUAGAUAUUCGGAAAAAACUCAGAUUUCGAUUAAAUCUUUUCUGUUAAAUCAGAAGACAAAUUUCGGGGUUCCUCAGGGCUCCAUCCUGGGUCCACUGCUUUUUCUUGAUGACUUACCGCAAAAUCUGGAAUCCUUCUAUAAGCUUUAUGCUGAUGAUGUCUCUAUUUUACACUAUGGCUCAACUCUUCAACAAUCUACAGAUAUAUUAAAUAGAGAUCUUGAAAAGAUAUUACAGUGGUGUAUAAUGUGGCAAAUUUAUUUAAAUAUUAAUAAAUAUGAGGCUCAACUAUUCUCAAAACGAGCAAUUACUUCGAAUUCUUUUCCUCAUCUAAUAAUUCAACGGCAAUCGGUUAAGGAAGUUACGCUCCAUAAGCAUCUUGGACUAUUUUUUGCUUCUGAUCUCUCUUGGAAUUCCUAUAUGGACUACGCUAUCUGCAAAGUUAAUUCAAUCCAUAAUUAUGUGCGCCUUGUUAAAUGGAAUCUCAAUCGUGCUGCGCUCAGUUGCGUAUAUA
Molecule: messenger RNA, 1248 nt
Organism: Didymodactylos carnosus
Lineage: Eukaryota; Metazoa; Rotifera; Eurotatoria; Philodinida; Philodinidae
Source: the annotation of a GenBank genome assembly